GACCGACCCGCGUUGGCGCGGAGGUUUGUUUUGCAACCCGUUUGCAAGUUUAGCUCGCUGGCCGGCUUGUUUUGACAACAAAAAUGAUGCGGAAAAAGCGUCGCUCCUCAACUGAGAAUGGAGGAGCUGCUUCAACAGCCACCAAAGUCAAAUUAUUUGUUUCCUACAGAAGCAAAGAAGAGUCGCAGUACUGGUCGGCAUCCUAAAGAGCCUGUUUCAGAGGAGACCAAUGAAAGUGUAUUUGUUUCCUUUGUGAGAAAGGCAGGUGUCACCUUGAAACACGGUGGAACAUCCAAUGACAUCGCUGUCGACCAAGUAGUUUUCCAAAAACGGAUACAGCGUCAACUACAGAAGAGUCCCAGGUACCCUGGAAUCAUACAGGAGUUUAUUACUGGAUUGGAGUCGUUUAUUGAAAAUCCUGACAAUUUCAGGAAUUGCCUACUUCCAUGUGUCCCGCAGUCGUCCGAUGAAGACUCUAGCUCUGUCAGCUCGUUCCAGGAGAGCUUGCUGCGACUGUUGCUGGGCAUCGAGAUGCUGCAGACUUUGAUCAUCAACACUUUACUAGAGAAGCUCCCUGAGUUUAUGAUUGAUGGCGCUGCUGAUGGAGGACUCAGUAUUCCACGAAUGAUUAUUAAUCAGCUCAAAUGGCUGGACAGAGUUUUUGACACCAAGGAACUGGCAGUGAAGCUCAUGGAGCUGGUGUCGGUAGCACCAGUGGAGGUUCAGUGUGACAUCAUCACCAGUUUUCCAGAAAUACUGGAAGACUCGCAGCACAACGACAUAGCCAGAGACCUCAACUCUUUACUGCAGGAGAACACUCAGCUGACUGUUCCCAUCCUGGAUGCCUUUUCAAGCCUCAACCUCAGUUCUUUAUUAUUGACAGAGGUCCGUGGAGCUGUUAUGGCCAGGAUGGCUUCCGUGCAACUGGAGGACCUUCCUAUUGUGGUCAAAUUUAUCCUGCACUCUGUCUCAGCCUCUGAUACACAUGAGGUGGUGUGUAACCUCCGUAAAAAACUGGAACUGGAGCAGUGCGUUCUUCCUCCUGUGCUGCAGGCCUCUCAGAGUCGCCUGAAGAGUAAAGGGGCAGCAGCCAGCAGGCCUGCGUCCACCCCAGCAGCUGGCAGCAGUCAGGACAGCGUUACGUUGAUACUGGAGUGCAUCAAGUCAGCAGUUCGCUUCCAAAAAACUGUUUCUGAGGCUUGGCUCAAGGUAAUGGAGUCUGUAGAAGACGUGGAGGACCAUAAAGUUAUAGACCUGCUGAUGCUGUUCAUCCUCCACUCCACCAAUGCCAACCAGAGCCGGAGGGGGGCAGAGAGACUGCUGAAGGUCAAAGUGAGGACUGGACUCAUCCAAGAAACUCUUCUACAGAAAACCUUCAGGGACUACGCCCAGGUCAUGCGAGGUUACUUCCCAUCCAUCCUGGCUCUCGCUCAAAGUUUGCUGCGCUCCCCUGACCCAUGUCUGGUGUCUUUUGGUGGACACAUGUACCGUCAGUCAUUCUCUGGGUUUGACUCUUACUGCCAUCAGGAGGUUGUGGGCUCUCUAGUGACUCAUGUGUGCAGUGGUGUGAGUGCGGAGGUGGACAUGGCUCUGCAGUUACUCUGUGGUCUGGUUACGGAAAAACCCACCGAAAUGGCGCUGUAUGCCGUUUUUGUCAAGGGAAUCUUGGACUACAUGGACAAUCUCACACCCCAGCAGAUUCGAAAACUCUUCCACCUUCUGAGCAGGCUGGCGUUUGGGCAACAGCAGCAAGGAGCUCACAUCCAGGAUGACAUGCACAUCAUCAUUCGCAAGCAGCUCUCCAGCACUGUGCCCAAGUACAAGCGUAUUGGCAUCAUUGGUGCUGUAAUGAUUGUAGGAAGUAUGGGAGCCUUCAGGCCAAAAAUAGAAGGAAAAGGGAAGGAAACACAGAACGGUUCAUUGACCCAGGAGACACUCAGACAGGUGACCGCUCUGUUGGAGCUGGUGAAGUCGAGUGCGGAAAGUUCUCCUGAGGCUGCAGCUCUGUACUACGAUGAACUGGCCAACCUGAUCAGCAGCACUCAACUGGAUCCACAGCUGGAGGAAGUGAUUGGAGUUGGCGUCCUGGAUGACUUCCAACAAGACUUUAUCGUGGACAUCGGGCCAGAAAAAACAGGUUCCUUCCCUUUUCCAGCCUGUGCGAUGUAUAAACUGGAUGGGAAUCAAGACGGCAUCGCCAUCAACCUGUUGCCUCUACUGGCAGAAGACAACCAAAGCAAAGGAGAGCAGCAGAACAAGAAUGAACAAAAGGGGCCCUCUCCUUUGUGUUUGUCUCCAUGUUUACGUCUCCUGAGGUUUUGUGAGGAGAAGCGGCACAAAGGAGACCUGGAGGACAUUGAUGGCCUUUUGGGUUGCCCGUUGAUCCUGACGGACAUGGAUGUAGUGGAGAAAGUUGAGAGCCUGUCAAAAGCUGAGAGGGAUUUCCUCUGUACUUUGCUCUUUCACGCCAUCAACUGGUUCAGAGAGGUGGUUAAUGGAUUCUGUAAACAAAAUGAAACUGAAGAUAAGAUGAAAGUGAUGACUCGACUGCAGAACAUCACUUACCUGCAAACGCUGUUAGAAAGAGUCCUGGCAGCAACACCUUCCUAUGUUCCACCUUCUUCCAACUUUGAUGGAGAAAGCACAGAGGGAAUUACGCUCAAUAUCACCGGUCCUCCGAACAGGGCAAAGAAAGACGGUGCAGGAAAGAAGAGGAAAGCCGCCGGUAAGAAUUCGUCAGAAGGUGACACCCAGCCUGAGGAGGCGACGGAAGCGGAGGAAAGUCAGCAGGAGUUGCCAGAAAAGGAGAAAGAAAAGGAGAACCGGCCAGGUGUCAGUUUGACUGCCUACAGAGCUUUUUUCAGGGAGCUGGACGUUGAGGUGCUCAGUGUUCUGGGCUGUGGUUUGCUCUCACGCACAAUACUGGACUCGGAGCUCCACACCAAGGUGCGUGAGGAAGUUCUGCUGGGUCCUGCUGAGCUCGUUUUCUUGUUGGAGGAUAUGCAUCACAAACUGGAGUUCAGUCUGAUGCCUGCCAAAAGAGCCCCGUUCCUGAAGGCACGGGUGGAUAAAAGUGUCGGCUUUUCCCACCUACAACAGCGGAGCUCCAAAGAUAUCGCAACCUAUUGUGUCCAGCUGCUGCCUGCGCUCUGCACACACUUGGAGAACUGCCACAAUCACUUUCAGACUCUGCUCUCUGAUAAUAAUGGUGUUGUGGAUGGACCUGCUACCGACAGACAGGAGUACCAGUUAAUGUCAUCGAGCUACCAGCUGCUUCUGCAGGUCCUAAACAUCACCUUCAGUUGGUCUGGAUUCAGCCAGCCAGGACUGCGAAAUCUGUUGAAGAAGGCUCUGGGUGUUUUGGCAGGACGCCUGAAGCAAGGAGACGCUGAGCUCACACUGGAGCAGCUUGUGAAGUACAGUUUUGAGUACCUGCUGAAUUUCCGCAGCACCAUACCGAGCCUCAGCACAGCUCUGUGUCUCUCCCAGCUUCUGUCCACAGUAUCUGAGAAAGGAGGACAUGUUGCUGCUUACAGAGAGCAGACUGCUUCCCUUGCACGGCGUUUCCUGAGCCAGCUCUGGGUGACAGCCAGUGGAGAGAGGGAGCGAGGGAACAAAUUCAACGAAGCACUACACACUCUCCUUAGCAUAUACCUGGAACAUGUUAAUGAUGUUCUGAAAGCAGUGGAAGAAAUUGCUGGGGAAGGAGUCCCUGAGCUGCUCAAUGCAGCUAAAGAUGAGAGCUCGACAUCCUGGCCCACUCUUAACAGGCAGACGUUCCUGGUGUACUACAAAGUGCUGAUGGCAAAGCUGGACAAAGCUGCCAAGAAGAUUCCUGCAGGCAAAACGAGUGACAAUACUGAGGCGCAGAGUGAGAAACUGUUGACGUGGAACCUGGCUGUCAGAGAUUUCCACAUCCUGGUCAACCUAGUGAAGGUUUUUGAUUCCAGACCAGUGCUCAUUGUCUGCUUAAAGUAUGGCCGACUUUUCCUGGAGUCUUUCCUGAAACUGGGCAUGCCACUACUAGACCACAGCUUCAAAAGACACAAGGAGGAUGUCCAAUGCUUGCUGAAGACCUUCCAGCUCAGCACUCGUCAGCUGCACCACAUGUGUGGCCACUCUAAGAUUAGCCAGGAUACCAGCCUGACCAACCAUGUACCAGCCUUGAAGAAGAGCCUUGAACUGUUUGUAUACAGAGUGAAGGCCAUGUUGACACUUAACAACUGCCAGGAAGCCUUUUGGAUUGGGAACCUGAAGAAUCGAAACCUGAAGGGUGAGGAGAUCCUUUCUCAGAGGUCACAAGGAAGUGAUGAUGAUGAUGAUGGUGAUGAUGAUGAAGAAGAGGAUAACCAGCGUUUACCGCUUCCUGAGGAACAGUCAGAUGAUGAGGCCCAGGAGAGCGACUCUGAGGGAAACAAGAAGAAUAACACGAUGGAAGAUGUGGAGGAAGAUGAUCUUUCAGAAGACUACUAGUAUUCACAAGAGUGUAAACUGAUUAUUUCUGGUUUGUGUUUAUGGCGUGACAACUUGUUUUAAUGAUUAUCACUUUAUGUUUCUGGGCGGUUUUAGCGGUUUUAAAUGCACUUUUUGUAAUUUUCAAAUAUUCAGUGGCCUUUGGGUUGGCAAGGGAUCACCAAUAAACAUCCAUCAUUUGUGUAUUCUAACUGGGCCACUUUACAUUGUGUUCUGAAAUUCUUUUUGUUACAUUGUUUGUCAACAAAAUAAAUUGA
This is a messenger RNA of Cololabis saira (Pacific saury), 4730 nucleotides long. RefSeq names its product FA complementation group D2 (gene fancd2). Lineage: Eukaryota; Metazoa; Chordata; Actinopteri; Beloniformes; Belonidae. Gene Ontology annotation, molecular function: DNA polymerase binding. The transcript is spliced from 44 exons. The record is from RefSeq and is a predicted model, not a curated record. The coding region runs from base 118 to 4473 and encodes 1451 amino acids. Gene Ontology annotation, biological process: interstrand cross-link repair; homologous chromosome pairing at meiosis; double-strand break repair involved in meiotic recombination. Gene Ontology annotation, cellular component: condensed chromosome; nucleus.